CUGACGGAAUGGCAUCACAGAUGUAUACAUUUAUUAGAAUUGCAUUAGAGUAUUUAAGGAGAAGGAUUACGAAUUUAUUUAUAAAACCAGAGCCAUUUAAUUAUAAUAAACUACAGACAAUCCAUUGAGAUUAGACAGGCCAAAGGUUACAAUACAAAGAGGAAGGAAAGCUAAUGUGUAAAUAAGAACAAAAGGAAAUUUCGUUGAUCCUUUGUCGAGAGCAGCUACUCAAAAAGCUUAAACAAAUCCAUUAAGCAGACCACAAACUGUGGAUCCAUUGGCUAGACCUUCAGCUUAGCCAACUCAAAAAAUAGAAUAGUCAUAGCCACAAGCCUAGGCAAGAAGUGUUGAACCAAAUAAGCCCUAAUAGUAAUAAUAAUAGUAGGAAGGCAAACUUGAAAUUGAUGCAGAAGAGAAAUAAUUAAAAGCUACAGGAGAAUUUUCAAUUUAUUGGUCAGAAAUAAGAGAUGACUUCUAAAACAUAUUUCAAAUUAAAACGUAUGAUUUAGAGCAACCAGUACCAAAUGUAUAAACAAAUUAUAUGCUAGCCUUUUGGAUCCAAUGUUCAAACUAUGAAUUAAUUUGAUGGGUAAGCGAAAUCCGCAUAUAGUGGAGACAGCAAAAUUGAAUAUUAGACACAGGCUCCAAAGCAAGGGACAUCAAAAAUGAUCUAAUAAAAAACCUACAUUCAAAAAGUCUUGGAUAUUAGAAGAGAUUUGAAGAGACAAUGGAUUAACGGAGACAAAGUGGCAUCCUUAUAAUUAGCAAUCUAAUCUUGCAAAUUACUAAUUGAUAAUGAUAAGCCUCUGUUUGCUCCAGUCAAAUAUGUUUACAUUAUUGACAUUUUGGAAACCUUUGGCAAAUUCGUAAUUGAGAGAUUGUUAAAAUUAAGUUAUCCACAGUAUACAGAUCAAAAGAUUGCUGAAAUCAGUUUGUAAAGUGUGGUUGGAUCAAACAUCUCUGAAACAGCUUCAGAAAUAGGAAGAAAUUGGAUAAAUAAAAUAGGAUCUAUAAGAGAAUUAUUACCUCGAUUGUAUAUAGAAGCCACUCUGUUGAAAGUUUACUAUUUUAUUGAUUAAACCUAAAUUAAACCAAUAUUCCAAAGACUCAUUAAGUAAGUAAGGGCAAUUGGUGAUUAUAUUAAUGUAUUUAGAUGUUUUAUUCAAUUAGGCUUUGUAUUUUGCACUUUAUCUAUUUAGAAUAGGAGCAGAAUUAUUCUCAGGUGAGAAGGAUUAUCUCAUAUCCACAUUAAAAGAUUUCUUUAUCUAUAUGAAUCAAAAAAAUAAAUUUGGUAAAUUAGACGUAUAAGGAGACUAAUAUCUAAGAUUGUUUGAACCAUAUUUAAUAUAGACAUUCAGACAAUAUUCAUAGAAUUGUACCGAAGUAACUUAUUUAAUUAAAUUGAAUUUAGAGAGAAUUCAAGGAUAUUUUUGAACAUUUUCGAUAGAGUACUUAAAAUCAUUUUGUUUUGAAAAAAAUGAUUGAAUAAUUUUAGGCUGUUCAUAUUAGUACACUAGCAUUAGAGUUAUUUUCAAUAAUGCAAGCUUACCCUGUGGAUAAUAAAUAUUAAUUAUAUGCUUGUUUUUUACCUAAAAUAGCUAAGGGAUUAACUAAUGUAGCUGCUGGUGCUGAGAUAUGUGAAUAUGUUUUAUAGGACAUCUUAUAAAUAAAGUCAUUUUCCCUCUUUUUAGAGAUCUUGGCAUCAUUAAUUGAAUUGAUUUUUAGAUCCUUUUAGGGAUAUCAGAAAAAUUAAUUCUUUUUCUUGAUUUUACAAAGAUUCAAUGAUUUAUUUAGUAUGGUUGAAAAGGAUCAAGUAAAUACCAAUCAAAGUAAGGAUACUUUUAUUAAAUUGCAUUAAUUUAUUAUUAAAAUAUUUUAAGAUUCUUAAGAUAUUUCAGAAAUACUUUAAAUUGACACAUUUAUUACUUGUAUCUAAUUUUUCCCUGAGGACAUGAAGAAGCUAGUGUGUAAUGAUUUGCUUUCGAUGAUAAUAAAUAGGGAUUAAAAGGAAAAAAUAACUGAUCCUAUGGCAGUACAUUCAAUUGUAAAGUUGACAGCAAAUUUGAAUAAUAAGAAGUCAAUCACCAAGGAUGAAUAAAAAGGAUUGGCAAAAAUAAUUAAUUAAUUAUUGUAAAAGAUUGAUUUUGGUAAAGAUUUAGAAUAAACAUUGAAUCUAUACGCUGAAAUGAGAGGUUAAUUUGGAAAUAUAAGUGGACUAUCUGAAAUUUUGAUAGAUAGAGCUUUAGAUUUAAUUUUUAGAGGUAAGCGAUUAUCUAAAGGAAAAAAUCAAAAGAAAAUAAUUUCAUUUUAUUAAGCUUGUAUAGCUUAUAGUUUUAUCACUAUUCCCACAAUAGAUAAUCCAAUAUCAAGACUCAGAAAAUACAUUCAAGUGGCUCAAGUUGGUUUAUCGUUGAACUUGUUAUCUCAAAGUGAAGCAGUCAUUAAAACUACUAUUGAAAAUCUACUUGAAUUACCUGAAACAUUUAAUGGCCGACCAAUCGAUGAAAUCGUUGUGCCAUACAUUUUGGAUUUAAUUUCCUUCAUUAUUGUUGUCCCUGACGACCCUUCUGCUGGCUACUUGAACAUUUUCCAAGGUUUAUUGAAAGCACUUGAGUAACUCAAAUGGAAUCCAAAGAAUGGAGGAAUUCACUCAAUUGUAAUCUAUGUUAAUUGCAUUCAAUACUUGUGCGCUUAAGUUUAAGAAAGAUUGCCUUAUCAUUUUGAGAAUGUUAAAUCAAAUGAUGCUUUGUUCAAUAAGGACUCUUAAUUUAGUUUGACCAUAUUGGAAUUAGUGCAAUAAUUGUAUGUUAAAUUGGGGGAGCAAGCUUAAGCAAUACUAAAAUCAAACAUUACUGAUUCAAUAGUAAGAUUAUGUUUUAUAUAAAAAGGAAAAUGGUUUGAUUGUAAAACAGAUGUUAAGUUGCUUGAAUAGAUUGCUAUUGUUAUUAAAGUUUAAUAAGGAAGCAGAAACCACAUUUGCCAUAAUGGUUGAUUUAAUACAUAAAAAAAUAAAUGAAUUAAACCGAGAUAGAACUGGAAAGGUGUAAUUGACCAUAUUAAAAGCAUAUUUCCUGUAAACUUUUAUUAACAUUGAGAAGUCGACUACAGUAAUCAAUUAUUAAUAAUUUUAGUUUAAUUUUGAGGAGAAAAAGAAUUAAAUGGUAAACAUAUUAGAAAGUGCAAAAAAUUGA
Messenger RNA from Paramecium octaurelia, 3191 nucleotides. Lineage: Eukaryota; Ciliophora; Oligohymenophorea; Peniculida; Parameciidae. The record is from the annotation of a GenBank genome assembly.